This is a messenger RNA of Vombatus ursinus (common wombat), 603 nucleotides long. RefSeq lists its product as uncharacterized. Lineage: Eukaryota; Metazoa; Chordata; Mammalia; Diprotodontia; Vombatidae. The record is from RefSeq and is a predicted model, not a curated record.
AUGAUUUACUUUAGUUUGGUGCACACAGCCUAUCACUUAUACCACUGGCUUCCCAGACCCACUCGUCUCAGCCAGGUGACCACUCUUCUCUGACUGGCCAUUCUGUUCCUUCACUCCUGGGUCCUGCUCAGGCCCAGGUCUGCCCACUACUGCAGCCAGCCCCUCCUUGGCAAUCUGGUGGUUAACAUCAUCUUUGCUUUCUUCACCAUUGGCCUGGCUGUGCUCCUCACUCAGGUGGAACCAGGGCCCAAGGCACGGGGUGGGCUCUUUGUGGUUUUUGGUAUCGCCUCCUUUGCUGAGGGAGUCUGUACUAUGGUCUUCACUGCCUUGGCCUCCAACUGUGAGAAAACCACCCCCGAACUUUACUACCUGUCUCUGCUCUUGUCAUUCGGCAGCCUGGUGUCUACAGUGUUCUUCUCCAUCCAUCACGGGGCUGAUCUGGCUGGCCAACACGGUUUCUCCGGGCCUAGUGCUGAACAAAGAGCCAGCCACCGGCAUCUGGUUCCAGACACAAGCAAUGGAAUCCUGGAAUCCCCAUGGAGACCUCGGAGCCAGGAUUCCAGGCUGGAUAUGCAGCCAUCCAGUCCAGCAGGGAAGCCCUGA